Messenger RNA from Verticillium alfalfae VaMs.102, 648 nucleotides. RefSeq lists its product with no specific name. The record is from RefSeq and is a predicted model, not a curated record. Bases 1 to 648 code for a protein of 215 amino acids. The transcript has 2 exons. Lineage: Eukaryota; Fungi; Ascomycota; Sordariomycetes; Glomerellales; Plectosphaerellaceae.
AUGCAAUCCCUCAUCGACACGACCAAGGCCUCGUCCAGCAAGCAAGCGGCGGCGCCGUGGCCGUCCACCUUGCCAGUCGACCCCGACCACGACCACGACCAUGACCACGACGCCGCCACCGAAACGGCCCCGCCGCCGUUCCGCCGCCGCCGCCUCACGCCCUGGAGCCCCGCCUGGCACUGGGCCAAGCUCGGCUCCGCUGCGCCGCGACCAUGGUCGCCAUCGCCGGCAUGCCCCUCGCCGCCGCGACGCACGGCGAAGGCACGCGCGCGCCCUCUGCGCUUCGGGCUGCCGGCGCACGUCGUGGCGCUGGCGUACGACCUGGCCGAGUGGCCCGUGGUGCAGCGCCACUUCAAGGGCGCGGCGCGGCAUGCGGCCCGCCCUGACCUCGGCAGCGUCGUGCGCAUCGCACUCAUGGGACGAGCCGCGAACGAGGUGUACCGCCUCAGAAUGACGACGCCCAGCGGGGACGCGAUUCAGUACUUCCACGAUGCCGACACGAACGAACCGCCGGUGCGCGUUGUCGUUCCAUCUUGGCAUGGAGUCGAUGCGGAGGCGGGCGGGAUGGAGCCGCCAUCGGGCUAUCGGGAUGCUGACGAGCAGGGAAGCACGGACAAGGUGUUUCUGCCGAGUCCAUCUCGCGAGUAG